Peromyscus californicus insignis is the source of this 2469-nucleotide messenger RNA. It is a transcript of the gene Cbln2, whose product is annotated as cerebellin 2 precursor. The record is from RefSeq and is a predicted model, not a curated record. Gene Ontology annotation, molecular function: protein binding. Lineage: Eukaryota; Metazoa; Chordata; Mammalia; Rodentia; Cricetidae.
GGCGCGGUUAUUGGCCAAGCUCUGGGAGAAGGGUCGUGCUCCGAGGUGUCCUCCUCCCUCUUGCCUCAUUUUCUCUAAGCAAACCAACUUCGCGGACCUCGGUGCUCGCCCAUCAUGGAUGUUCCAGGUCCGCUGGUGCCUUCCUUCUGAGAACCAUUUGGCCUUGACCGUCUCAGCCAGCCGAGGAUCCAGCCUAGAGAAGGCUACUGCUCCCGUCCUGCGUGUUCCAGUGCGUACCCGGGCAUCCCUUCGGCCCCGGUCGGCCUUGGCGUCCUCGGGGCGCCCCCCAGCCCAGAUGCCCGCGCCUGGCCGGGACCCCCGAGGGCCACCGCUGAACAUGCCCGGGCGCCGGGGGGCGCUGCGUGAGCCAGCCGACUUUGGCUCCAGCCUGGGGGCGGCGCUGGCCCUGUUGUUGCUGCUGCUACCUGCCUGCUGCCCUGUGAGGGCUCAGAAUGACACGGAGCCCAUCGUGCUAGAGGGCAAGUGCCUGGUGGUGUGCGACUCCAGCCCAUCGGGGGACGGUGCCGUCACCUCUUCCCUGGGCAUAUCUGUGCGCUCAGGCAGUGCCAAGGUGGCCUUCUCCGCUACUAGGAGCACCAACCAUGAGCCGUCAGAGAUGAGCAACCGUACCAUGACCAUCUACUUCGAUCAGGUUUUAGUAAACAUCGGCAACCACUUCGACCUUGCCUCCAGUAUAUUUGUAGCACCACGAAAAGGGAUCUAUAGCUUCAGCUUUCACGUGGUCAAAGUGUACAACAGACAAACAAUCCAGGUCAGUUUAAUGCAGAAUGGCUACCCGGUGAUCUCCGCAUUCGCAGGAGACCAGGAUGUUACCAGGGAAGCAGCCAGCAAUGGUGUUCUGUUGCUUAUGGAAAGAGAAGACAAAGUUCAUCUCAAACUGGAGAGAGGGAACCUCAUGGGAGGCUGGAAAUACUCCACAUUCUCGGGCUUCUUGGUGUUUCCUCUAUAGACAUGCAGCCACCCUGACAGUGGGAAGGUUUUGAUCAGGAACCAGGGAUCUGCCCUCUGUAACACCUUGAACUUGUCGGAAUAGGAUGGCUUGGGCUGACCUUCAUCAGAUUGUUGCCAUAGAAGAAUGAUUUUCUUCUAAAGCUCCAGUAUUUUCUUUGACUAUUGACAAUUCCUCGGGAACCUGGCCUCUAAUUAGUUUUAGACGACAAGGUCUUAAGGAGAAAUGAAAUUAUCGAUUUGAGCAAUUUGUACCUGUGAUUGUAAAGUCGAUAUCGGAUUUUAUUGUUGGAACCACUGACUUACCUUCUAUUGUUUGUACGUUGUAUCCUUGUCCUGAUGACAUAGAUGCUGCUGACCCUCAGAUGGAUUGCACGCUGCAGUCAGGGCUUAACGCAAGAGCCCAGCAAAGAACCACCUACCAGAGAGUCCUUGACUUGUGUCUGUGUGUGUGUGUGUGUAGCCUUAAGAAAAAGAAUGGCUUCAUUUUCAUUCUGUAGCUUACCCCUGGGGUCUUGGGAGGAUGGGGAGGGAGCUGGGCAUCGGGGACCUGUCAAAAGUGCUUUAUCCUGAGAAGCAAAUUUUGCACGACUGAACUGCAACUUUUGUUUUGUAUUGUCAGUGAUUUUCUGUUUUCCUCUGGAAGCUUCCUUUUCCUUCCUCAGGUUUCACACCUCAAACCUACUUAGUUUUCAUGCUGGGGUCCUGGAGAGAAAAUAACAACAACAACAAAAAACUUAUGUUCAGUACUUGUAUGAGAUCAAACAAAACAAAACAAAAUCUGCAUACUUUGUUUUGAAUGAGAGGAAACCAGGGGGUUGGGGAAAGAAGAAGAAGAAGUCCUUCUUUUAAAGUAAGGAUAGCAGAUAGACCAUUCUGCAUAUUCUUCCCUGGAGUCUCUCUCAAAUGCAUCUUCAAACUUGCAACCAAGAUUUUAUUUAUUUUUUUUUUUUUAAAUUUAUACUCUGGGAUCCUUUAAGAGCCUGGCCUUCCUCAUUGGUCAUGAAUCCCUUAAAAGUGGAGCUGAGGUGACCCAAUCCCCCCAUUGCUUUUGCUCCUGAUGUGUCUCAGUGGUGACUUAGAUCUGCCUCUGAGUGACCACACAAUGACCAGAUGCUUCAAAGAAACAGGACCAGCACUUCUUCCUGGAGACCUUCCUUUGAUCUGUCCAUGGAGAGGGAUGUGUUGACGCUCUGUGGAUGAACACCUGGCCAGAAGCCACCUGGACGGGAAGUCACAGCCAUUGAAGGUACUGGCUGCUGUACCCCAUCAGUGGUUUUUCAAAUCCUGCUUGUUUUGGCAUCUCCUGCAACAACACUAUUCAGUUGCAGCUGAGAGAACUGGUGCAGUAUGUGUGCGCCAAGGAAAUGUCACUAAUCCCAAAGCAAUCAAAGAUGAGACCUCAAACUGGAUGUCAAUUUGUCCUUUGUGUAACAAUGUAACCAAAAUAUUGACUAUAAAACUCAUAAUUUAAGAUACAGAAUAAACGGGUUUGAUGUC